AUGCCAUCUAUCUCUUUAUCUAUCAAUAUAUCUAUCUAUCGCAUUCUAUUCAUACCUGUCUCAUUCAUUUUCAUAUCUAUCUAUCUAUCUAUCUAUCUAUCUAUCUAUCUAUCUAUCUAUCUAAGUCUCUUCAUAUCUAUCUCAUUCUGUUAUCUAUCUAUCUAUCUAUUUAUCUCACUUUAUCUCUGCGUGUUAUCAAUCUUCUCUCUCUAUCUCUCUUUGUCUCUCAUUUCUAUCUAUCUAUCUAUCUAUCUGUUUGUCUAUCUAUCUAUCUAUCUAUCUAUCUAUCUAUCUAUUUCACGAUGUUAUCAAUCUCUCUAUCUCUAUCUCUCUGAGUCUUGUGUUAAAAUCUCUCUCUCUCUCUCUAUCUCUCUAUCUCUCUCUGUCCGAUUCAGUUCAUUUCUAUCUAUCUAUCUAUCUAUCUAUCUAUCUAUCUAUCUAUCUAUCUAUCUAUCUAUCCUUGUCUCUUCAUAUCUAUCUAUCUUUCUCAGUCUGUUAUCUAUCACUGUAUCUCAGUGUAUUAUCAAUCUAUCUCUAUCUCUUUCUGUCUGUCUGAUUUGUUUCAUUUCUAUCUAUCUAUCUAUCUAUCUAUCUAUAUAUCUAUCUAUCUAUCUAUCUAUCUAUCUAUCUAACGUCGUGUCUAGAAAUUCUAAGAAUAUCUAUCUAUCUAUCUAUCUAUCUAUCUAUCUAUCUAUCUAUCUAUAUCAAUCUGUUCAUAUCUAUCUAUCUAUCUAUCUAUCUAUAUCAAUCUGUUCAUAUCUAUCUAUCUAUCUAUCUAUCUAUCUAUCUAUCUAUCUGUCUGUCUAUCUAUCUAUCUCUGCCUAA
Messenger RNA from Acanthosepion pharaonis, 825 nucleotides. The record is from the annotation of a GenBank genome assembly. NCBI's taxonomy places the organism in Eukaryota, Metazoa, Mollusca, Cephalopoda, Sepiida, Sepiidae.